Theobroma umbraticum is the source of this 1115-nucleotide messenger RNA. Its product is annotated as protein SOB FIVE-LIKE 5-like. Lineage: Eukaryota; Viridiplantae; Streptophyta; Magnoliopsida; Malvales; Malvaceae. The record is from RefSeq and is a predicted model, not a curated record. Gene Ontology annotation, biological process: cytokinin biosynthetic process.
UCAUUCACCUUGAGAGCCGAAUGGAGAGGAUGAGGACAAAACUAGGCUAGGAUUCCAGUCUGAUUUUCUUGGUCUUUUCUACUCCCUUUUGAUCAUCACCAAAUAUAUGGACACAUAUCACCUCACCAUCUAAAGAGUUACUAUUACCAGCCCUUUUUUUCUUUGGGAGGGGGUUCUCUUCUUGAUAAGAAGGGGCCAGCGAUAGAGGGAAACAACGCAUUGAAGAGGGGUUUCUUUUGAGAGAAACUUAAGAGGAGAAGGAAAGGAAAAAGAAAAAAAAAAGAAAAAUGAAUGUGUUGGCUUCAUCAGAAUGUAGAAGUGGCUGUGAGUCUGGUUGGACUCUUUACUUAGAACAAUCUUUUCUUUCUGCAAAUCCUUCACAUAAAGAUAGAAAGAGUGAUUUUUGUGAUGAACAUAGAGAGAAUAGAGUUAAAGAAGAGGAUGUUGAAGAUGAAGAAGAAGACCUGUCCAUGGUUUCUGAUGCAUCUUCUGGGCCUCCACAUUUCAAUGAAGAUAAUGGUUACUUCAAUGAUGAUAGCCGAUAUCAAUAUUCCGCAACCAAAGGUGCUACACUGAAUAACCAGGACAGCAAAGGACACAGAAACGAGGAACAUCGACGACGCCGGAAAGAUCAAGAACUGCCUUCUUUUCUUGAUGAUACUGCCAGCUCUCCUCUCAUCAAUUUCUCCAAGAACAAUUUUGCUCUCACAAAUAAUCAAGCUUCGAAGGAGAGUGUCUUUGAUUAUCCCCAGGGGUUCUCCGCAUCACACUUUCAGCAGGGAGGAUCUGCAUUCCAAGACCACUUUGGUUUUUUGCAGUCUUCUCCAUCUGGAAGCCAGCUACGAAAUAACCAGUACUGGUAUUAAGGAAAGAAAAUGGAGUCGGAGAUGAGAUAAGGUGGUUUCCCAUCAGCCUGCUCUUGCUGCUGUGGCUCUAAGAAGGAAAUGGAAGAAAGGGUUGCCAAAGUGAAAAAAGAAUCAGAUCUUAAAGGGGGAUCUUGUUCGUUUUAUUUUGUUUCGUUUCAUUUCCAAUUCCAAGUUUCCUUGUACCCGGCCAAUGCAAUGGGGAACGACCAGAGAGCCAAAGUUGGAAAUAAAAGUAGUUGUUUUCAAAAA